This is a messenger RNA of Nerophis ophidion (straightnose pipefish), 6309 nucleotides long. RefSeq names its product potassium voltage-gated channel, subfamily H (eag-related), member 6a (gene kcnh6a). The coding region runs from base 342 to 4052 and encodes 1236 amino acids. The record is from RefSeq and is a predicted model, not a curated record. Gene Ontology annotation, molecular function: inward rectifier potassium channel activity. Gene Ontology annotation, cellular component: membrane. Gene Ontology annotation, biological process: regulation of heart rate by cardiac conduction; potassium ion transmembrane transport; regulation of ventricular cardiac muscle cell membrane repolarization. The transcript has 16 exons. Lineage: Eukaryota; Metazoa; Chordata; Actinopteri; Syngnathiformes; Syngnathidae.
UCCAGUCAAGCGGCGGUACAGGAGGUAAGUGGGGGAGUGGAUGGAAACGAUUUGUGGCUGCGAGGAGCGUCUUCUCUGCACUUUUUGGGACAAAUGGAUGCAGCAUGUCGCCGUCGUGACGAUAAUCUCGAAAAAGUUGUUAUUUUAUGUGUGACAUCCCGCAUCCUCUGUCACCCUGGCAACCAGCCUUCAUCCCCAUCAUCCUCCCGGCAGGCAGGCAGCAUCCCUCAUCAGCUGCUUUGUCCUCUCUUCUCAUCGCUCUCCUCUUAAGACUUUGAACUUGGCGCUCCUCAUCAUCGCUCCUUUUACGUUCCCGGAGAGGUUGAUGCGUCGAGGUCAAGAUGCCUGUGAGACGCGGUCACGUCGCCCUCCAGAACACUUACCUGGACACCAUCAUCAGGAAAUUUGACGAGCAGAAUCGCAAGUUCUUGAUCGCCAAUGCUCAGAUGAAGAACUGCGGCAUCAUCUUCUGCAACGAAGGCUUCUGCCAGAUGUUCGGUUUCACUCGUGCCGAGAUCAUGCAGCAGCCUUGCACCUGCCAGUUCUUGGUGGGUCCCGGAACCAUGAAAAGCGCCCUGGCCCAGCUGGCCCAGGCCCUGCUGGGCUCCGAGGAGCGCAAGGUGGAGAUCCUGUACUACUCCAAGGAAGGCACGUGCAGACCCUGCAUGGUGGACAUCGUCCCUGUCAAGAACGAAGAAAGUGUGGUCAUCAUGUUCAUCUUGGACUUCCAGGAGCUCGUUGACCCGACGCUCAAGAAGUCGGGCCUGAGACAAAGAGUCAACCAAGGAUGGGUCUACUGUCAGAACCGCAGGUUGAAGAUGAGGCUACCGGUGCUGCACUCCAAGCGGCGUCCAUCGCUGUCCAAAGAUCAGUUUGAGGGGGUGGUUGUGGACUACCUGCAGCCCAAUAGUGAAGAUGUCCCCCUGAAGGAGUUCCGCAUCCCGUCCAAGGAGAGCUGCAUGCAGUCAGAGACGGAGGCCCUCAUAGAACAGGACCUGGACCCCCCGACCCCGACCCCGACCGCCCAGCCCUCUGCCAUGCGGCGUUCCUUGCUAACUGAGCGGCUGGACCCAGGUGUCCCCUUCCCCAUCGGGAUUUUGCCCCGGAGUUGUUCCCGGGACAGCGUGCGAAGCCUGAGACGCGCCUCCUCGCUGGACGACAUCGACGGGAUGAAGGCGGAGUGGAACACUCGGCCAGGAGAAACACAGAAUAACACCAAUCUGAAGCCAAGCGUGCUCAGCUCCACGUCCGACUCGGACCUGAUGAGGCACAGAACCAUCAGGACCAUCCCCCAGUUGACCCUCACCUUCGGCUCGGACCGCGUGAGACCCCCCUCGCCCACUGAGAUUGAAAUCAUCGCCCCCAGCAAGGUCAAAGAUCGGACCCAGAACGUCACCGAGAAGGUCACCCAGGUCACACAGGUGUUGUCCCUGGGCGCCGACGUGCUUCCUGAGUACAAACUCCAGGCGCCGCGCAUCCACAGGUGGACCAUCCUCCACUACAGCCCCUUCAAGGCGGUGUGGGACUGGGUCAUCCUGCUGCUGGUCAUCUACACGGCCAUCUUCACGCCCUACUCGGCCGCCUUCCUGCUCAACGAGGUGGAGGAGGACCGCAGGAGGACCUGCGGCUACACCUGCAACCCUCUCAACGUGGUAGACCUGGUGGUGGACGUCAUGUUCAUCGUGGACAUCCUCAUCAACUUCCGGACCACCUACGUCAACCACAACGACGAGGUGGUCAGCCACCCCGGCCGUAUCGCCCAGCAUUACUUCAAGGGAUGGUUCCUUAUCGACAUCGUGGCCGCCAUCCCCUUCGACCUGCUCAUCUUCCGCUCUGGCUCUGAGGAGCCCCAAACGACCACUCUGAUCGGCCUGCUAAAAACGGCGCGGCUGCUGAGGUUGGUGCGCGUGGCUCGCAAGCUGGACCGCUACUCGGAGUACGGCGCCGCCGUCCUCUUCCUCCUCAUGUGCACCUUCGCCCUCAUUGCUCACUGGCUGGCGUGCAUCUGGUACGCCAUCGGCAACGUGGAGCGCACCAGCUCGGCCCGCAUGGGCGCCUUGAAGAUCGGCUGGCUGGACAACCUGGCCGAGCAGAUCGGCAAACAGUACAACGACAGCGACGUGGCGUCGGGGCCGUCCAACAAGGACAAGUACGUCACAGCGCUCUACUUCACCUUCAGCAGCCUCACCAGCGUCGGCUUUGGCAACGUGUCGCCCAACACCAACCCCGAGAAGAUCUUCUCCAUCUGCGUCAUGCUCAUCGGCUCUCUGAUGUACGCCAGCAUCUUCGGCAACGUGUCGGCCAUCAUCCAGAGACUCUACUCGGGUACGGCCCGCUACCACACCCAGAUGCUGCGGGUCAAAGAGUUCAUCCGCUUCCACCAGAUUCCAGGAGGCCUGAGGCAGAGGUUGGAGGAGUACUUCCAACACGCCUGGUCUUACACCAACGGCAUCGACAUGAACGCUGUGAGUGAGGACGUCCGACUGAAUGGCGGACACUCCCUCACUGUUACAAUCUCCUGUGUUUGCAUUCAGGUGUUGAAAGGUUUCCCCGAGUGUCUGCAGGCCGACAUUUGCCUCCACUUGAACCGCAGCCUCCUGCAGCAAUGCAAAGCCUUCCGGGGCGCCAACAAAGGAUGCCUGCGCGCUUUAGCCGUGCGCUUCAAGACCACACACGCCCCACCUGGCGACACCCUGGUCCACAGCGGGGACAUUCUCACCGCCCUCUACUUCAUCUCCAGAGGAUCCAUUGAAAUCCUGCGGGACGACAUUGUGGUAGCCAUACUGGGAAAGAACGACAUCUUCGGCGAGUCCCUCAGCCUGUACGGGAGGCCCGGGAAAUCCAGCGCUGACGUGCGGGCCCUGACCUACUGCGAUCUUCACAAGAUCUUCAAGGACGACCUGCUGGAGGUUCUGGAUAUGUAUCCUGACUUUGCUGAAACCUUUUGGAACAACCUGGAGGUUACCUUUAACCUGACAGAUGCAGAUCGAGUAAACCAGUCAACCCCGAGCAAGGACUCUGACUAUGGCUGCAGGACGACGAGGCACCGCCGAGGCUCCCCGCGACGUCGCAACAGACCCGAUGGCAUGGACCGAGAGGACCCCUACCCGGACCAGGCGUGUCCCAUGGCCAACCAUCACCGAGGCUCCAUGGCGGGACCGCGCUGGGACGAGCGGUGCAGCAGCGACAGUUUCUCUUCCGAGUCCAGCGACGAGGACAUGAAACGGGUGAGACGCAGCAAAGGGGAGGUGUACACCUCUGGAGAUGCCAGAGAGUACCCCCCGGCGGUUAUCAACCUCCUGCCUCACAGCAGACCCUCAGCAGGCAUGGGCAAGCCCGUAGACCUUGGAGGUCCGCCGUACUCAGUCACUUCCACAGCAGCAGUCCCUGUCAGUAUGUCAGGACUCUACGGAUACUGGCCAGACCGCAGAGCCAGUCAGUUCUCAGAGACCCAAAGGCGCUCAUCGUCAGCCAGGAACACUUUCCAUCCUCCUCCUUGUGCUGAGGAUCGGCCAAGUGAGCUGCAAUCCCGACUGGAGCUUCUACAAUCGCAGUUAAAUAGGCUGGAGAGCAGAAUGACAGCAGACAUCACCGUCAUCCUGCAGCUGCUCCAAAGGCAGAUGGCGCCCGUGCCCCCCGCCUACAGCGCCUUGUCACCUGGCCCUCAUCCACCUCCUCAUCCACCUCACCCUACCACCUUGUACGGCGGCGGCCCUCAGGCCAUCCACGCCGUUCCUGCGAUGCCGCCGGUCCAGAUGGACAGCACCGCCUCGCUGAUAGAGAGUCCAGUGUCGGACUUCAAGCACAAGUCCAAGGACUCGCUGUCCAGCGGGAUCCACGUUACGGUGGCCUCUGACGACACCAUGUCAAUGUCCCCCGAGGCGGAGCCUCCACGUCUGCCUUCAGUGGACCUCACACCUCCUCGGCUGGAGCCUACACCACUGCUGUGUGGCAGCCAGCGCUUCCCCUCCCUGCCCGAGCACCUGGAGACCUCCUCGCAGGUGCAGGAGAUCCAGAGGCACGUCUCGGACCCUGUCCUGCCCGGCAGCUAGAACACCACCAGCAGGAGGUCUGGACUGUUGGACUUGUUCCUCACUCUUCCUCCUCAUUCUCCUCCUCAUCUUCCUGUCAAGGAGCAUCCAGGCAGCAGUGAAAACACAAAAAUAUAUAUUUGUAAACGAAGAAAGUCACGAAAUAUUUUUUCAAAAUAAGUCGUAAUUACCAGGAUAAAUUUCAAAUAUUACAAGAUACAUUUUGGCAGGAAAUAAUUUGUUUGCGUGAAAAAGGUAAAAAUGAUUUGAGGAUAAAGGUCAUCAUUUUAGGCAAAAAAGUUGUAAUACCAUAUUUCUUUGAAUUGCCGCAGGGGCGCUAAUUAAUUUAAAACCUCUUCUCACUCCUGCGCUUACCAAAGGCAUGCGGUAAAAAUAAGCAUGCGCUAAUUAUUUUAAAACCUCUUCUCACUCCGGAACUUACCAAAGGCAUGCAGUAAAAAAUUGAGUGUGAUGUAUGCUUAGACCUUAAAUACUACUGAAUAGCUCUUAAUCUUCUUCCCUUUAUGCGAUUUCAAAUUACCGGUAUUGAAAUCAGCCUCCUCCAUUUUGAAAAUUAUGACAGGGGAAGUGUUACUUGUGACGUCACAAGUUUGACCAGGCGGUAAUACUAAGCAUGCGCGAAUUAUUUUGGGAGGCGAAUUUGACCCGGCAGUAAUUCCAGGCAAGCGCAUACUAUAUGCCCUGCGGCAAUUCAAGGAAAUACGGUAUAUGGAAUGAAAUCGUCAAAAAAAAAACAUUAAAAAUAGGUUGCAAAUUUUGAAAGAGAGUUUAAAAAAAACAGAUUUUUUUUUUUAGAAACACAUAUCCAGCAGUACAACAUAAAUAUUAGCAGAAAAAAAUAUAUUCAUAUGAAAAAGGUAAAAAAAUAUAUAUAUUUUGAGGGUAAAGGUCAUCAUUUUUGGCAAAAAAAAAUGUUAUAUCCCGAAAUAAUUUUGUCAUGAAAAAAAGUUUUAAGAAAUAUUUAAAUGCAUUUGCAAGAAAGUACAAAACCAAACAUAAUUUUACAAAAAAAAAAACGUCCCCAGUAAUUGAGAUAUUGCAAGUUGUAUAAUACAUUUGUAUGCAAAAAAAAGGUAAUUGUAGGUUAGAAAGGAUUACAAAGAUUACAUUUUCCUGAAUAACAUUGUAAUAUUACAUAAAUGUAAGCAAAACAAAUAUUUUAACAUGAAAAAUGUAUAAAUAUUUUAAGGAUAAAGGUCAUCAUUUUAGGCACAAAGUUGAAAUAUUACCAAAUAAAGUUGUCAAGAAAAAGUUUUGGGGAAAUAGAUUGCAAGUUUUGAAAGAAACUACCAGAACAGUCAUAAUUUUACAAGAAAAAAAAAGGCAUUUCCAGGAAGUUGAGAUAUUGCAAGACAAGGGACAAGCGGUAGAAAAUGGAUGGAUGGAAGUUGUUUUUAAUGCAAAAUAAGUAAUUGUAGGUGAAAAGAUUAACUUUACCUGAAUAUGUUGAUAUAUUGCAAGAUAAACAAAUAAAUACAUUUACAGGACACAAUAUUCAAGUCAAUGUUUUUCUUCUAACUUGAUCCAUAAUAUUUUCCUAUUUUCCUUUUCAAUGCUGUUUGGCCUUUUUCCCCAACUUCCCUCUUAAGGACUCAGCAGCGCCCUCUGUGGCCGUUCUGCGCCACUGUCCCUGUUUUGACUAAGCGACGCAGCAGUGACCCCGCCUGGCCACUGUGCGCUAUUGUUCCUCCUCUGACCGCAUGUUGCACCAAAAGAGAUUAUUUUAAAGAAGACAUUAUUUUCAAGAAAAGAUUAUUCUAAGGGAGAAAUGCUUGGCGGAUGUGAGAGAUGACAGAAAAGACACAUUUUUUGCACAUUUAAACGUCAAGCAUAGAAAAAUGUAAUCUUUGUAGAGAAAAGUCACUUGUAGCCUAAAAAGUGUAAGAAAGGAGUGUGAAAAGUGUGAGUUUGCUGUUUUGGUGGAACACUGGAAGAGAUUCAUCAAUUUUAUCUCAUCUUUCUGACCUCUUUCUCCACUUCACGUUUGGCUCAUAUUUCCAUGGUGGCCCUUUUCUGGCUCUUAUGUGUUCUGUUUUCAUGAAGUGAUGUUUGACAAAACUUAUUUUGACUCACAGACUGUCGACGCUGUGGAACAACGCGUGGCGGUGAUGGUCAAGUCUGUCCAUCGAUAGAAAGAAAGAUGCUGUGUCCUUUCUAAUAACUUUUUAAAUACAUUUGUAAUCCCAUGUCAAGCACAAAAACUCCUUCUGUUUUUUUUUUGUUUUGUUUUUUUUUAGAUUAAAGACAUAGACUUCAA